AUGAAAGAAUUCUCAGAAUCCUAUUCAACAAUAGAACUAAAUUCAAUUCUCUAUGUUCCUCAAAAUACAGAUCUACAAUUCCAGCUCAAAUCUAUUCCAAAAGCAGAACUAUAUAUCGAUGGUAAUCUUGUUGUUGGAUCACUUGAUGACAGAUUUGAUUGCGAAGAAAAAGGUGAAUCAGUUGUGACAACACCUAGGCAGUAUUUCACAAGAGGAAAUCACUAUAUUAAAAUUAAAUUACUUCCUGGAUGCGCUAUGUAUAAUCAAUGUAUUAGCUUGAAAUGGAAAUUCUAUAGAUGGUAUAGAAAUAAUCCUUCAGAUUUUGAAGAUAUACCGGCUAGAUAUCUAGGAUUUAACUAA
Molecule: messenger RNA, 360 nt
Organism: Trichomonas vaginalis G3
Lineage: Eukaryota; Parabasalia; Trichomonadida; Trichomonadidae
Exons: 1
Coding region: 1-360 (119 amino acids)
Source: RefSeq, a predicted model, not a curated record